Messenger RNA from Arabidopsis thaliana (thale cress), 1029 nucleotides. RefSeq names its product basic helix-loop-helix (bHLH) DNA-binding superfamily protein (gene BHLH101). Gene Ontology annotation, molecular function: DNA-binding transcription factor activity; protein dimerization activity. Gene Ontology annotation, cellular component: nucleus. The record is from RefSeq and is marked reviewed. The transcript is spliced from 3 exons. Gene Ontology annotation, biological process: multicellular organismal-level iron ion homeostasis; regulation of transcription by RNA polymerase II; regulation of DNA-templated transcription. Lineage: Eukaryota; Viridiplantae; Streptophyta; Magnoliopsida; Brassicales; Brassicaceae. Bases 98 to 880 code for a protein of 260 amino acids.
CUCAAAUUCGGUCUUAUCAUCUUUUUUCCUACUUCAUCCCAUCAAAGUCUCUCUAGCUAUAUAUUCUUCUCACACAUAACAUAAGUGGACAAAAAAAAUGUGUACCUUAACGCCAAUGUUUCCAAGUAAGCAGCAAGAAUGGUACUCUGCUUCAACAAUGGAGUAUCCAUGGCUGCAGUCUCAAGUUCAUUCCUUUUCACCUACUCUCCAUUUUCCUUCCUUCCUUCAUCCUUUAGAUGAUUCCAAGAGCCAUAACAUCAAUCUUCAUCAUAUGAGUCUUAGUCACAGCAAUAAUACUAACAGUAACAAUAACAAUUAUCAAGAAGAAGAUCGAGGAGCGGUGGUUUUGGAGAAGAAACUGAAUCACAACGCAAGCGAACGAGACCGCCGUAGAAAACUUAACGCCUUGUACUCUUCACUUCGUGCUCUCUUGCCUCUUUCUGAUCAAAAGAGGAAGCUGAGCAUUCCUAUGACGGUAGCGAGAGUAGUGAAAUACAUACCAGAGCAGAAGCAAGAACUUCAACGUUUGUCUCGGAGAAAAGAAGAGCUCUUGAAGAGGAUCUCGAGAAAAACUCACCAAGAGCAGCUGAGAAACAAAGCAAUGAUGGACUCAAUAGAUUCUUCUUCCUCUCAACGGAUCGCAGCAAAUUGGCUCACUGACACAGAGAUUGCUGUCCAGAUUGCUACGUCGAAAUGGACAUCUGUUUCAGACAUGUUGCUUAGGUUAGAAGAAAACGGGCUUAAUGUCAUAAGCGUCUCUUCUUCCGUUUCUUCCACCGCAAGGAUCUUCUACACUCUACAUCUUCAGAUGAGAGGAGAUUGCAAAGUGAGACUGGAGGAACUCAUCAAUGGUAUGCUCUUGGGAUUACGCCAAUCAUAAUGAGCGAUAUGAAGUGUUUAAAAGAGUGAAUGUUGUUAGUUUAUGUUAGACUUUUAUCAAAUCUGUAACAUUUUUUUCUUCUUCUGAUUAAUGAUUAUUCAACUGGAAAACUUAUUCAAUAAAGAGAAAUUGCAAUUUUUUAUGAGAUA